AUGACCAAAGUAAAGGCAGGAGACACUUAUACGAAAGAAAUACCAACACCAGAAGGACAUAAUAAAAGAAUCAGCAUGGUAUGCUACGCCGACUAUGCAGCUAUUUUCGCGGAAACUCAGGACGACCUACAGAGACAACUACACAAAUUCAGUCAGGUCAUCCAAGCGAUGAAUAUGACUAUAUCCCCAGAAAAAACGAAAAACAUAACUUUUGCUGAAGAGCCCGUACCAUGUAAGCUGGUAGUUCAGGACAAAAUCAUCGAACAAGUCUCACAAUUUAGAUACCUGGGUAUGGACCUGUCGAGUUAUCACGACCCAGUGAAUGACCUAAGAAGCCAGAUCAACAAAGCGACUGCCAUAUCGGGCAGCUUAAGGCAGACAAUAUGGGCAAACGAAUACAUGCGAAAGGAUAGCAAGCUUAGGAUCUAUAAGACUGAUAUACGGAAUAGGAACCAUAGAGGAACCAUAGAGAAAACUAAAAAAAAACGAAAAACAUGCUUUGGGACGCCGAAAUGA
Messenger RNA from Diorhabda sublineata, 516 nucleotides. RefSeq lists its product as uncharacterized. Lineage: Eukaryota; Metazoa; Arthropoda; Insecta; Coleoptera; Chrysomelidae. Bases 1 to 516 code for a protein of 171 amino acids. The record is from RefSeq and is a predicted model, not a curated record. The transcript has a single exon.